Molecule: messenger RNA, 9587 nt
Organism: Paramecium pentaurelia
Lineage: Eukaryota; Ciliophora; Oligohymenophorea; Peniculida; Parameciidae
Source: the annotation of a GenBank genome assembly
AUGAAAGCCUCUGAUAAAAUUCUUGUUUUGAUAUCUUAUAUUGUCAUUCUUGAUAGCCUACCAAAAUUUUAAUGUUGCCCUUAUAGUGGAUAUGAAUCAGCCUUAAUUCCUGUUGAAUCACCUAUUGAUUUUAAAUAUUUCGAUUCUUUAGUUACUUUGGAUGUGGGGGAUUCAUUUGGUUUUGGUUUUUGGAGUCUAUGCAUUCCAUAAUAAACUUUUAAGAAUAUUCCUACAGUAGAAUAAGAAUACAUUGCAACAGAUCCUGAAUUUGGACAAUUAUUAUUUUUAGUUAAGGGAAGUUCAAGCAAUUCAGUGAUAGGAUUCAUGAGAAUAGAUUACAUAACUUUGCUAGUUUAUCAUACAAUAAUGAUUUUAGGAAGUAAUGAUUAGGUUCUACAAUUUGAGUAUUAAAUAUUAAAUUACGAAGGCAGAUGGAUUCUGAACUUCAUAACAUUUCAUUUUUCAUAAAAAAAAAUCAUUGUUGAAAUGAGUGAUCACAUUAGUUAGAUUGGGACAAUGGAUUUAGAUUAAGAAUAUAUUUAAAUAUUUCAAGGAGGGAGUGGAAAUGUAAUAUAUAUUUAUUUAUAUCCAAUUAGAUUGAGAGUCUUAAUCUAAAUAUUUUCAAAGGAAGAUUAUCAAAAAUUUUUGUUAGCAAGAUUGAAUAUGUAGGUUAGGACCUAUUUUCGUAUAUGAAUGAUAAUUGUUAAGUACCUCCUAAGAUGCAAGAGGAAUAAAUAAUUUACUUUGUCAAAGGAUUGCAAAUCUUUAAUGGUGAUACUUCUCUCUAAUAUACUAUAAAUUAAUUUGGAAGUAAGUAUUGCUUAUCAGGAUGGGUUAAAUACGAUACAUCGAAAGUUAUUCAGCUUUCUAUAUAUCAAUUGAUUAGAAUAAGUCUUUUUAAAAAUUAUUUUGACAGGUAAAGCAUUGGAGAUGAAAUAUUCUUAUUGUAAGUCUGGUUUAAUAAGGUUUAUCCUGAAUAAACAUAAAUUUCUGUUAUAAUAGAUUAUCAUUAAAUACCGAUUAUGGGUUAGAUGGAUUAUAAUCUUUUAAACUUUGCUUAGAAAAUUUUUUCUGAUAUUAAUUCGCAACUUUAUUUUUAAGGAUUACAGUAAUGGCAUUUUGUAAAAUAUGAAUAUGGUUCUACAAUACCAGGAAGAAAGAGUUUGCUCUAAAUUCAAUUCUUCAAUGAUUUAAAUUUAAAAAUAUUUUCUAAUGACAUUUCUGUGCCAACCAAUUCUCCAUUUUAUGUUUAUUUUGGAGCAGAUGAAUUUGUAAAGGAAUUAUUAUAAGCAUCACUUUUCAAUUUUAAAUUUGAAUACAAUUAUAUUGAUGAAAAACAGUUCCUUUUUAAUGGUAAUUUGAAUAUUAUAUUUUUUAUAGCCUGUCAUUACUCUUGCUUAACAUGUGAUGGACCAUUUGAUAAUAAUUGUAUAAGUUGUGAAGAAGAUUCUAAGAGAUAUUAUUUGAAUGAAUAAAAGAGGUGUUAAUGUCUAUAUGGAUAUAUUGACAUUCUAGAUGAGAAAGUGUGUUAAUCAUUUGAAUAUCAUUUUUCAUCAGUGGAAAAACAAGAAGGAUUACAUAAUGUAAUUUCAUCAUGUUAAUUUGGAUAUUUCUUAUAUCCAAAUGAAAUUGGUAAUAAUGAGUGCAUAAAAUGGUAUAUUUAUUUAUUGUAUUCAGUCCAUAAUCUAAUUUUUAAGACAUACUAUGUGUAGAUUGUAUAUAUUAUCCAUUAACCUGGUAUUUAAAACCAAUUUGCAAAUUUGACUUAAUACUUGAAAUAGCAGGAGAUAAUAAUGCUUUUAAAUAUAAAGAAAGAGAUCUAUAAGAUUAUGAUUUUUAUUUGAUUGAUCAAAAUAGUGAGCUAUACCUUUUUCCAGGUUGCUUGGACUUUUGUGAAUUGGAAUUAGACACUAUCAACUGUUUUCAAGCAAAGUAUUAGCAUCUAGGAUAAACUAUUAAUGUCAAAUGUAAGCCUAAUUACUAUUAAUCAAAUGGAGAUUGUAUAUUAAUUAAUAUUAGUUGUUUACUUGCUUCUUUAGAUGGAAGUUGCUUACAGGUCAAAGAUGGUCUGUAUCUACAUGAUGGUCAUUAUUAUUAAUGCCCUUUAAAUUGCUUGACUUGUAGUUAUAAUUAUGAAACGAAUUCUUUAUAAUGUCAGUCCUGUAUUGAUCAUUAUGCAUUAGAUAAUGGAAGUUGUUUUCCUUGUGGAAAUUUCUGUAGUAUUUGUUAAAAAUACUAUGAUAUUAAUAUUAAUAACUACUAUUUAAAAUGUUACAAGUGCAUAGAUGAUUCAAAAUAUUUUCUAUCAUUUGAUGGCAUUAGUUGUUUAGAAAAUACUAUAAAACACUGUGCUUAUGCGUUUUAGGCCUUAUUCUACAAUUAUUAAAUUAAUACACUAGAUCUCUAUUUCACACCUAGGGAUGAUUGGGAUUUUAUUAUUACAACUUGUGGAAGAUGUAAUUACGGUUAUGGAAUUAUAAUGGAUUCUUAUCAAUGCCUUAGAAUGAGAGAUAUAUCUUGUAUUUUUUCUUUUGUUUAAUAUAUUUGUGACACUAUCAUUGUCAAAGAUGAUUUAAUUUACUAACAAUUAAUAGGAUCCUUUUAUUACUUGACUUCAAACAAUGAAAAUAUAACAAUGGCAUUUGAUGAUUAGGAAAAUAUUAUCUGUACAUCAUUAUAAUAUUGUUUGAUUAAUCAAGAAUAAUAUCAACAUGAUACAGCCAGAAUCCUUUAAUUUAAUACACAAUGUCCUGCAUUUGUUGAAAAUUGUGAAACUUGUUUAUUUUAUAAGAUGCAAUCUACUGGUAUUGUUACUAUUUGUCUAGAAUGUAAAAGUGGAUACUAUGCAGAAAGAUUAUCAGGUAAAUGUUAUUCAUGUCCACUUGAAUUAAAUUGUUAUAAUUGUGCUUAAUAAUAAAAAUUAUCAAAAGAUUAUUGGAAAAUCAAUAUCAGAGCCUUCUUUUAAAUGUUUAUUAAUUUUGAUAAUAAUCAUCCCUUUAAUCUCUAUUCUUAAAGUGAAAACAAGGAUGAUUAUGAGAUUAUAUGUACUAUGUGUAUAAAAGGUUAUGAAUUGGUAAAUUAAAAGUGCAUAAAAGCCUGUCCUGACUCAUGUUUGGAAUGUUAAUAAAUUGAUGGUUAAAAUAAAUGUAUUAAAUGUGAGCUUGAAUAAUAAGGUAGAAAAUUAAGUUUAUUUAAUAAUUAAUGUAUUGCUUGUCCAUAAAAUUGUGCAUUAUGUAGAGUUAGAUCAUAAGAUGAAAUCUAAUCAAUAAAUCCUUAUUUUAACAAUGAUAAAUACUAUACAAAUACUUAUCAAUGUUUAAAGAGCUUUGAAGAUUAAGAAUAUUAUUUUGAUUAAGAGUUAGGAAGCUUUAUAUCUUGCUCAAAUGGUAAUAAAUGUGAAUAACAAAUCAUAAUACCUAUUAAUUUAUAUUGUUCUUAGUAGGAUUAUACAACUGCAUUGGAUUCUAUGUAGUCAUCUUAUCAAAAAACUAAAUUCAAAUAAGAAAAUAUACUUUUAGAAGAAUUUAUAUCUGGAAAUAGUUUUCAACAAGUAAUUAUUAUAAAUAAUUUAUUUUAGUUUGAAACUCAUGAUUUCUAUAUAUAAGCCAAUUCUAUGUUAAUUAAAACAAUUAUUAUAAACAUUAUUAGCGUUAAACCACAAAUAUGCAGAAUUUAAGGAAAUGCUACAAUUAAACAAGAUUUUAGUGCUAAUAUAUUUUCAACGAUGUAAAUAUAUAAACUUAUUUAGUAAUGUCGAAUUAAAUAUAUAAUUAAAUUAAAAUACAAUCAUUGAGUUUGAAAGAUAAAUCACAUUCUAAAAUUUUAAUUAAAUAACAAUCAAAGGUGGUCACUUUUAACCAUUAUUUAAUAACAAAUUAAAAUCAAUAAUAUUUUAAAGCUAAAUGCCCUAAAUAAUAAUAUUGGAUACUAUUUUAUAUCAACAAUUAACUUAAUAAAAUGAUGAAUCUAAAUUCCUUUUUUAUGAUGUUAAAAAGUUAAAUCUAAUCAAUUUCAAAAUGUUGGAUCUUAUGCAAAAUACUGUUAAUUAAUUUAUCUACAUUGCUGAUACUCCUUAUGUCAAAUCAAUAACAUUUUAAUCUUUUGAAAUUCUAAAUUCCAUCCUUCUAAAUUAAAUCACUUUCUUUUUUAAUCUAAACAAAUAUGAUAUCAUUAAAAUUAUAGAUUUGUAAGUAAAUGCAAAAUUAAAAAAUUCAACAUUAAUAGAUACAAAAUUAUUAAAAUAAUAUGGAACAUUAGAUGCUCAAAAAGUAAAACUAGAAGUUAAUUUACUUAAUUGCCCGGCUUUUUUAAAUUUGUAUCUUUUUGAUAAAGUCACACUUUCAGGAAUCUAAUUUACAAAUGCAUUGAUUUAAAAUUCUACACUUAUAAUUCUUAAUAAUAAUAAUAUAAUUCAAGAUCUUAUGAUUAAAGAUUGCAAAUUUAAAGAAUUUAGUUAUGGAAUUAUAAAUUCUGAUUAACUUCAAUUGAAUAAUUUACAAAUUGAAUUAUCAAAUGUAAUCGUAGAACAGAAUGAAUAUCAUCAAACUACUAAAUUAUUUUCUUUUAAUAAAUAUAACAAUGAGUAUUCAAAAAUCUAAAUUAAAACAAUUACCAUUUCAUAGAAUUAUGUAUCAUUCAUUACCGAAGAUUUUAAAUUAGACACUUAUAACUCCUGUUUUAUCUAUAUUUCUCUUGAUGAUAUAGAGAUUACAGAGUUGGAUUUAAUUCGAGGAAUUGGAUUAAUAGAUAUCAGUAUUUUUGAGGCUAAUUCAUUAAGAAUAAUCUCUAGCAGAAUAACUUAAAGUGAUAAUUAUAAAUUUCUUGGACUUCAUCAAUAUAUUGAUUGUUAAUUAUAAUAAGUUUUGGGUGAAUAUUACUUACAAUCACUCUUUGUUACUUCAGUGCUUAAUUUUGAAAUAAUUGAUAUGUAAAUUAAAUUUGCUUAAUCAUAUAAUUCUCCGAUUAUCUAUUAUAAAUCGUUUGACAAAGUGAAAUAAUAAAAAUUUGAAAGGGUUCAUUUUUCUAAUUUAGUAAUAGAAUCAAAUUUAUUAUUAUUAUCAAACUCAAAAUCUUAAACUGCUAUAAUCUUUGUAGAUUCAGUUCAAUAAACAUCAUUAGAGCUUUUAAAUAUAAGUUUUGUUGGCAACAUUUUGCAUGAAUAUGUUUAGAAUAACCUUUAAAUUUCUUCUUUACUUUUAAAUUUAAACUGUAUUUUGGGAGCUAUCACAAUCAAAAAUUCAAAUUUCUUAAAGAAUACUGUUUAUAAUGGCACUGAUACUAUUAUUUACAUUAAAAGUCAGAAAAUAAUUGUUGAAAAUUGUACAUUUUAUUAGAAUAGUUAUUUUAAUUAUUAAUUAAUCUAGCCUUAUUUAUUAUGGGGAUUUUUAUAAUCUGAGAAAGUAUAUUAUGAACAAAUAAACUAAAUAUUUCAGGUUAAAUCUACAUCGGGAGUAGCAUAAUUAUUAGUAGAAAAUUUGUAAAUUUCAUUUUGUAAUUUCGAGUAAUCUGUAGGAUAUACUGGAGGAGCUAUGCAAAUUGAAGCUUAAAAAAAUAGUAUUAUUUCUAUAUCACAAACAUAAUUUAAGAAUAUCUCUACUACUUUCUCCUAAGAUUUAGGAUUUGGAGGAGUCAUAUAUUUAGACAGUACUUCAGCUUAAUCCCUUGAAGUUUUUUUAAAUUAUAUAUCUAUCGAGAAUAUCACAGCUAAGGAAUAAGGAGGAUUCAUUUAUAUACUAUCAGAUUCUCCUCAAGUAACUAUUACAUUUUAGCAUUUAAAUAUUCAAAAUGUUUUCUCUAAGCUUGGAUCCAUUUUAUAUGCAAUAUUCUCCUCUACUUCUUAAAUUUAACAAAUUGUUAAAAUUAAUUCAGCUAUUGUCUAAAAUAAUAAGGAAGGUCUUACAAGAUAUUUAAAUAAAUAUACCCAACUUUCAAAAACAGAAGAAAUAGCUAUAUUAAAUAAUAGAGCCUUAUUUUAUAUCAAUUAAGCAAGCAAUGUUAUUUUAUAAAAUAUUGAAAUUGAUAAUAUCAUCUUAGAGUCUGCAUUUCAAAUUAAUAAUGCUUUAAUAGUAUCGAUUCAGAAUUUAAAAAUAUCAAAUAGUAUCAUAAGUAAUAUACUCUUCAAAUUUCACCUCAACCAAUGUAAAUAUAAUAUUAUUAAUUAGAUCUCUUAAACAGCAUUUAGAUAAAUGGAUUGAUAAUUUCAAACAUAACUGUAGCAUUACAAUUAAAGAGCUAUAGUUGUCAGUAAUAAACUAAUAAUGACUAUACUUUAUUUUUUAAAUGCUUUUCACAAGCUUAAACUACUUAAGCCCCACUCAACUUGUUUUCACAUUAUAUCUAAUAAGAUUUUAACUAUGGAGAUUGUAUUUAAUCUUAAAUACUCAAAUAGAAUGAACAAGAAAAUAAUUUGAUAAUUGAAAAUACAUUGUCUGGAUUGUUGUCAUUCCAAGAACUCACAGACUUAUCAUAAAUUAAGUUGGAUAACAUGUUAUUUACAUAAAUAAACUGUAAUUUAUGUAAGAAUGGAUUGAUCUAUUAAUCCUUUUUGAAAGUUGAAGACAUCCUAAUGAAAUAAUACAUUUCUAAUCUUAAAAUAACAAAUUCUUCUUGUGGGUUUAAUGGUUGCUAUUAUAUUACAAAAGAGAAUUUAAAUGCACGACGAUUCCUUGUAAAUUCAGAGAUGUAAUUGUAAUCCAUGAAGUUUGAAAUUUAUAUUGAUAAUUAUAUAUGCCAGUUUAAUAGAGCUAAAAAUGGAACUUGUUUAUUCGCUAAAAAUGUUAAAGUCUUAAUUGAAAAUUCAGUUUUUCAAUAUAAUAAUGCAUCUGGAACAGGAGGCGCUAUUAUAAUUAAAAUGAACUAGGAAUUCUUAAUAAAAAGUAGUUUAAUCUAACAUAAUUCAGCAUAAAUAGGAGGGGGAAUAUAUUUGGUUAAUUAAUAAGAUAUGGAUUAUUUUAAGCUGGAAACUAUCUUUGAUAAAAAUAAAGCUGAAUAUUUUGGAAAUGAUAGGGUAUCUAUCCCUUAAAAACUAACGGUUACUUUAACUGAUGAAAAUUCUUUAUUAUCAACACUUACAAUCACAGAAACAUAAGAUUAAUUAAUUUAACAAGUAAUAUUAUAACCUAGUUAACCACUUUCAACUUAAUAUUUUUUUUUGCCAAGUGGUCAAAAGAUUUCAUCUUAUUAAGAAUUUUCAAAAGAAAAUAAAUCUUAUUCUCCUUUCAAGUACAAAUUUAGGGUGAUUGCUUUGAGCAAAGACAACAGCGUAAUGAAAAACAUGAAGAAUUCAUUUUGUGAAAUUGAUAGUAGAAUUUUAAAUACUUCAGAUUUAUUUUAAGAGGAUAAAUUUAGUAAUAAUCUUACUAAUAUAAAUAAGAUAAUCUUUAAUGAUUUAACUUAGGAUUAUAAUUUAGAUGAUUUGAUAAUCUAUUUUGAUAAUGCAUCUCCUUUAGAAAUUGUUUUAUAAUUAUAAUUUAGAUGUAAUUCAAUUUCAAUUCCUAUUUACAACAAAUCAUAUCCAUAUAAUUUGAUGAAUUCUCAUUCUAAUUACAAGUUAAGGGUGAACAUAAAGGCUUUGAGUUGUUAAUAUGGUGAAAUAAAAAAUAAUACUGAUUUUUCGUGUAUUCCAUGUAAUAGUGAUUAAGGCCUUUUUUCUUUAAAUAUAAAUUCUGAAAAAUGUGAUUUAAAAGAUGAUGUAUCGACAAUAAGUGUCUAAUCAGCUUUAUUAAAAUUAAAAUUUGGAUUUUGGAGACCCUAUUUUUAAAGCAAUAUUGUGAGUUAUUGCUUGAAUUUACAAGAAAAUUGCUUAGGUGGUUGGGAAGAAGGUGACAAUUCUUGUUUUUUAGGGCAUAUUGGUGCACUAUGCGAAUAAUGUGAUUUAUAUGAUACAAGAGGAGAUGGAAAAUAUUCAGUUAGUUAGAAAUAUUCUUGUGGAUCAUGCUUAGAAGAGGAGAAAAAUGCAAUAAUUAUAACUUUUGUCAGCAUAUGGUACAUAUAUUAAAUAUUAUGUUAGGACUUUAAUUUCAAUAUUAGUGUCAGUGCAAAGCACUUUAAAAGCUAUCGAAGAAGUUGUUAGAAUUAUUAGUAUUAUGAUGUUAGGAUUAGCAGUUACAUAAAAUACAAAUCAAUCUGCAAUAUUAAUAAAAAUGCUGACUAACUACUUGUAGAUCAUUUCUUCUAUAUCUACUUUUCAACUAAAACUUCCUAGCGGACUAUAAAGUACCAUUAAUGUAGUUGGAUCUCCUAUUCAGACUAUGACUUAUUCAUUGGAUUGUUUCUUAUCAAAUGUUUUUACAUAUGAAAUUUAAUAUGCUAGAAUGAUUUGGUAAAUAAUUAUGCCAUUUCUUUAUAUAACCUUCUUUUUAUUUUGUUAUUUACUUGCUGUCAAAUUUAAGCAUAUAACUUUUAAUAGAAGUGUCAUUACAACUACACUCAUCUAUAUGUACAUCUAUUUAUAACCAAGUUUAAUUGGAGGAUUUGUUUAACUUAUAUCAUAUCGAGAAAUCUCAGGUUAUAAAUGGAUACAAUCAAAUGUUUCUUAAAGAUUUGAUACUCCUUAUCAUUUAAAAUGGAUGCUUGAGCUUUGUUUACCUAUGCUUUUUAUUCUAGCAAUUCUUAUCCCAAUCUUUUUCUUUUAUGGUCUUUACAGUAAUUCUAACUAAUUGGAUGAUAAGAAAAUAAGGUUGUAAUGGGGUUACCUUUAUAAUGAAUACACAAAAACAGCCUACUUUUGGGAAGUUAUCAAAAUUUUACAGAAAGAAUUAAUGAUCAUUUUUUUGACAUAUUACGAUGAUAGUGUAAUUAUUAAAGCAACGAUAAUAUCUCUAAUUAUUGGAUUAUACUUGGAAUUAAGUUUGAAGUAUAAACCAUAUAAUCUAAAUAAUCUCAAUAAAUUAGACUAUUACUCAACAAAUGUCUGUUUAGCUUCAAUUACACUAGCUAUUGGUAUAUAUGUUUCAGAAUAAUCAAAUUCAUUAGAAAUACAAAUUCCUUACGCUAUAGUGAUUUCUAUCUUGAAUCUGCAUUUAACAUAUACAUUAAUAUCCAAGAUUUUAGCUGAAUAUUUGAAGGAGAAGUCUAGCAAAUUUGACGAGAAGAUGGAUAAAAUUCGGAAUAUUGUCAGAAAUACUUUUCCAUUUCUAAAUUAAAUUCCAUUUAUGAAAAGAGUAUUAGCAGAUCGUAGUGAAUAAAUUCAUCGAGUAGCAAAAUCUUAUAAAAAACUUAAACAAUUUUUAAUUCCCCAAGCAAAGGAAAUUAUAGCCUUUAAAAAUUAUUAAUGGCAAAUUGCUAUGGAAAGAAACAUGGAACAAAAUAUAGAUACUAUUCCUUUAAGUCUAAGAAGCCCAGCUCAAGCUAAAGAAAGAUAACAAUUUAUUAGAAAAACAGUUCGAGAAAGUUCAUUAUAAUAUUCUAAAAACACUAUAACAGCUUUUGUAUUGGACAAAAUGUAUUUAUAAUAAUAAUAAAAAAUUAGGAAAUAGAAAAAAGUUGAUUAGAUGGCAGAAAUUUUUGAAAUUAAGAAAUAAAAAUCCUCAAGAGUUACUCCUAUUGCUCAAAGUGAAAAGUAUAUUAAAGAUAACCAAGAAGAUUGA